AUGCCUUCAAUGGCUCCGUACAGAAAUGACACCAACAGUGUUCUGCAGCAGAUCGUCACGUCGUCGUCCGACGCGGACACGUUGGAUCAACUAAUCCCGUACAUCAAAGACUACAGCUACGGCAACAAGACGUCGCAUCUCCUGAGCCAACUAUCGGACCUGGCGGCGGAGCGCGAAGCCGAGAUCGAACGACAAUGCAACACCAACCACCAAGAAUUUGUGAAGUCGGUCAACCAGCUGCUACGGAUCCGCGAGGGCACGGUGACGCUGACCAACGAGAUCCUGGAGCUGAACCAGUCGAUCCAAGCCAGCACCGAGCAGCUGGUGGAGCAGAAGAAAGCGCUCGUCGAGUCGCGCGGGGUGAGGCAGAACAUCGACGACGCCAGCCAUGCGUUGCAGGACUGUCUGGAGGUGCUCCGGCUCGCCAACCAGGUGCAAGAACUGCGCGACCAGAAGAAGCACUACGCGGCGCUGCGGGCGCUGGACGAACUGCAGAGCGUGCACCUGCAGAGCGUGACGCAGUACCAGUUGAGCGAACUGAUCCAGAAAUCCGUGCCGGCCACGCAAAAGGCCAUCGCCGAGGCCGUCAUGGCCGACCUGAACACGUGGCUGUUCCGCGUGCGCGAGAUGUCGCAGUACCUGGGCGAGCUGUCGUUCUACCACACGGAGCUGCGCAAGCAGCGGCUCAAGGAGCGGGCCGAGAAGGAUCCGUACCUGGCCAACUUCAAGCUCAACUCGGCCAUCGAGCUGGUGGGCGACGAGCAUGAAGAGUUCGACCUGCUCAAGAGCGAGGAUCUCGAAGUCGACUUCUCGCCGCUGUUCGAGGCCCUGCACAUCCACCGCUCGCUGGGCCAGAUGGACAAGUUCAAGGCCGACUACACCACCAGCCGCCGCGCACAGCGCGACCUGCUCCUGCAGAACUCGAUCUCGCUGGUCGACGAAGAGCUGGGCGACCUCCACACACUGCUGGAAGACAUUGCGGGCUUCGCCAUCAUGGAGCGCGCGACCAUGAAAAAAGUGCCCGACCUGCGGUCCACGACCGACGUCGAAGAACUGUGGGACUCGUUGUGCCAGACGGCCAUCUCGCUCAUGUCCAAGGCGCUGCUGGCGGUGGACAAUGCCGAACACCUGCUGAAGAUCAAGAACCUGAUUUCGGUUUUCAUCCAGACCAUGAACACCUUCCACUUCAACACGGCGGCCAUGUCGAACUUCGUGCUGGUGCUGUUCGACAAGUACGCCGAGCUGCUCAAGCAGCGGUUCAGCGAGGAUUUCAUCGAGAUCGUCGGCACCGACGACUACAUGCCCAUGCCGAUCCAGAACGCCGAGGAGUUUGAAAAGGUCGUCAACGUCUCAUGGUACACGCCGGACCGCCCCGUGCACGAAAUGACCUUCCCCACCGUCUUCCCCUUCUCGCAGAUGUAUCCGCUGUGCUGCAUCGACAUCCGCAACUUCGUCAACCAGUUCUACUUCUUCGCCGCCCAGGACGACAACAGCCCCAGCCCCCUGUCCGGCAAGAUCGACGCCGAGCUGCUCACCUCGCUCGACGACCUCUUGACCACCAAAGUGUGCGCCAGCCUGGUCUCGAAGCUGUCGUCGCAGUAUCUGGGCCAGAUCGUGCAGAUCCUGAUCAACCUCUCGCACUUCACCACGGCCUGCCACGAGCUGGAGACCCUCCUUGCCACGGCGCGGUCGUCGUCGUCGCCAUCGACCGACCCGGGCCCGGCCAUCUCGUUGCGCGCCACCUCGCAGUUCUCGUUGCACCAGAAGACGGCCGAGAACCGCAUCUUCGAGCUGGUCAACAGCAAGGUCACCGACCUGAUCGAGACGGCCGAGUACGACUGGCUGAGCCGCGACCUGCCGGUCGAGCCGUCCAACUACAUCCUGACGGUGACGCGGUAUCUGUCCAACAUCAUCAACUCGGUGCUGCUGUCGCUGCCGUCGUCGCUGAAGGACCUGAUGCUGUUCAACGCCGUCUCGCACACCGCCAGCUCCAUCCUGGCCCUGCCGCUGUCGCCCAGCGUCGACCGCAUCACCACCACCGCCAUCGCCCAGCUGUCCAUGGACAUUGACCAUUUCCGCAGCUACGUCGAGACCCUCCCCAACAAUUCCAUCCUGCUCGAGUCGCUGGAUGAGCUGGUCCAGACCGUCGCCCUGAUGGCCACCGACCAGCCCGACGAGUUUUAUGAUAUCUCGCUGCGCAACAAGAAAUACCGCAACGUCGACCCGCUCAAGGGGCCCCAGCUGCUCGAGAAGGUCGUCCAUGUCAACGUCCAUGUCCAGUCUCCCGUGUCCGGUAGUGGCCACGGCCACGAUCGCGGCGGAAGCAUGAAUGGUGGUGGGGGAAUGCAGAGUCCGAGUCUCAGUCAUCAUGGUAGCACCGGUGGGAGGACACCCAACACUUUUGCCGCGUUGCAGAAUCGCUUUAUGCAUGGAGGAAGAUGA
Capronia coronata CBS 617.96 is the source of this 2442-nucleotide messenger RNA. RefSeq lists its product as uncharacterized. NCBI's taxonomy places the organism in Eukaryota, Fungi, Ascomycota, Eurotiomycetes, Chaetothyriales, Herpotrichiellaceae. Gene Ontology annotation, biological process: exocytosis; intracellular protein transport; Golgi to plasma membrane transport. The record is from RefSeq and is a predicted model, not a curated record. The transcript has 2 exons. Gene Ontology annotation, cellular component: membrane; exocyst. The coding region runs from base 1 to 2442 and encodes 813 amino acids.